AUGGAAGACACAUCACAAAAGAAAGUUGCUAAUAGGCCAAUUAGAAGUGAUUUGAACAUUUUUAACGAAUUGAAGAGGUUACCUGACCCUAUUCCUGGACUCGAUAAUCAUUAUAUGUCAUUUUCGGAGGUGUAUGAAAUGAAGAUAACUGAACAAUAUUGCCCUUCUUUACAGAACAAAAAGUCCCAAAAUAUACCAAUAAUGUCUGCACAAUUUGGAAAAAAUGUAUGGACAGUUAUUAAAUGUGUAAAAUGCAACAAACCUCGUGUUUUGUAUGCCUGUCGCAAAUUAUCAGAGGAAGAGUAUCUUUUACUUCAAUCUUUUUUGGAAACAGUAGAAUAUAUCUGUGGAAUUUCAUUCAAAGGUCUUACUGAAUUAAGUUUUUCUAAGAGUAUUUGUAAUGAUACGGAUGAAAAAGAAAAUGAAGUUAUAUCACAUGAACAAGAAACUGACUCCAUAGCUGAAUUAUUUAAAUUGGACAUAAUCCAGAUAGGAAAUGAGCUACCAUUUUGUGAAGAGUGUCAUACAAAAACUGGAGAAAAAAGAAAAAUGGAAAGAAGACUUGAUAUAGUUUUAUGA
Funneliformis geosporum is the source of this 579-nucleotide messenger RNA. The record is from the annotation of a GenBank genome assembly. Lineage: Eukaryota; Fungi; Glomeromycota; Glomeromycetes; Glomerales; Glomeraceae.